AUGUUAAUUUUGCUGAUAUUUGUGGUGGCAUUUUUCUUACUUCUAUGGAAAUGGCUCGAUAUUCGGUCUAUAAAUGAGAUCAAAAAUAUUACUCGUCUUCUGUCUGCCGGUAACAACCAGCACACCCUAUCAAACGUGGAUGAGAAUUCGAAAAAUCAUGGUGGCGAGCUCGUAGCUUCCGUUCUAAAGUCUCAUGAUGUUCAAGAAAUUUUCGUUUUGUGUGGUGGUCACAUAUCGCCCAUUCUUGUCGCAGCUGAGAAGCUCGGUAUCAAAAUCAUUGAUACGCGCCAUGAGGUCACGACUGUUUUUGCGGCUGAUGCCGUGGCCCGUUUGCGUCAAUCUAUUGGCGUCGCUGCUGUGACAGCCGGUCCUGGUUUGACGAACACCAUCACUGCUGUGAAGAAUGCACAGAUGGCGGAAAGCCCCUUGUUGCUCAUUGGUGGCGCAGCUCCCACAUUGCUUAAAGGUCGUGGUGCUUUGCAGUUUGCUGCUCGUGUAGAACGUCUGCGUGAUAUUGUACCAACUCUCCGAGAAGCCAUAAAGGCGGCUACUUCAGGAUGCCCAGGGCCUGUUUUCGUUGAAUUUCCUGUAGAUGUUCUCUAUCCUUACCAACUUGUCGUCAAGGAAAUCGGCUUCAACCCUAAACCGAGUGGAUUCAUACAGAAAGCCCUGAAUUUUUAUCUGAGAUGUCACGUGUCCCGACAAUUCAGUGCUGCAUGGCAGCCGCAGGACAUUACUCCUCUACCGACACAAAUUCCGAUGCCUACACUCGAGGAGGUUGACAAGAUUGUGCAACUUAUCAGUUCAGCGAAAAAACCAGUCAUGUUGAUAGGCAGUCAAGCGAUGCUUCCUCCCGUCGUUCCUAAGGAUUUGGUGAAGGCAGUUGAGGUAGUAUGUUGUAGAGGCUGGAAAUCUCUUUCAGCAGCUUCUUUUGUUCUGCCAAUGCUGCUGGGGAUACCAGUGUAUCUUGGUGGGAUGGCCCGCGGUUUACUGGGAAAGGAAAAUCAUCUUCAAAUGCGACAAAAUCGAAAAGAUGCACUACGCGAUGCCGAUCUCACUAUCCUAGCUGGAACUGUGUGCGACUUCCGCCUAUCAUAUGGACGUGUGUUGUCGAAAAAGUCAAAGAUUGUGUGCAUCAACAGGAAUCGCAGCCAGUUGACCAAGAAUGAGAAGGCAUUCUGGAACGCCGACGUCUCUGUGCAAGCUGACGUUGCUUCUACUCUUGUCCAAAUUGCCAGUCACAUCGAAAAGACUGGCUAUAAGGUACCAUCUGAUUGGAUUGACGAAUUGAGAAGGAGAGAAGAUGAAAAGGAGGCCAAAAACGCAUCGAAAGCCACGGAAGAGUUGGCACACGGAUUCAUCAAUCCAUUGAACUUCCUCGCCCGCCUAGACAAG
Messenger RNA from Ostertagia ostertagi, 1395 nucleotides. The record is from the annotation of a GenBank genome assembly. Lineage: Eukaryota; Metazoa; Nematoda; Chromadorea; Rhabditida; Trichostrongylidae.